UCGAGAAAUGCUGCGAUCGAUUUCUAUUAGGGUUCUACACGAAAUCGAUCGUUGAUGAUGAGGAGUGUGAUCGCGUGUCUUCUUCUCUGCGCCACUCUUCUCGUGUCUGUGGAUCAUGGGAGAGCGGCAUCGCCCAAAAGCUUGAAGAAGCGGGCCACGAACGCCGCGAAGGAGAUCUACAACGCCGGCGGGUGGAAGCAGGCAUUCGCGACGUUCUAUGGCGAUGAAACAGCGAGGGAGACAAUGGGUGGAGCUUGCGGCUAUGGCAAUUUGUACCAAUCCGGCUAUGGAUUGAUGACGGCGGCGCUGAGCAGUACGCUCUUCAACAGCGGCUAUGGCUGCGGGCAGUGCUACGAGAUCACUUGCACGCUAUCGAAGCACUGCUACUUCGGAAAAUCCGUGGUGGUGACCGCCACAAAUCUUUGCCCGCCCAAUUGGAGCAAGCCCUCGAACAAUGGCGGCUGGUGCAAUCCGCCGCGCGUCCAUUUCGACAUGUCCAAGCCGGCAUUCAUGAAAAUCGCGUUUUGGCGGGCGGGAAUCAUCCCAGUCUCCUAUCGAAGGGUGCCAUGCGUGCGAUCCGGCGGCAUGAAUUUCAAGCUGGGCGGCAAUCGCUGGUGGCUCAUGGUGUUCAUCACAAAUGUGGGCGGCUCCGGUGAUAUCAAGGCGGUGUCGGUGAAGGGAUCGAGGACGGGAUGGAUCGCCAUGACGCGGAAUUGGGGCGUAGGGUUCCAAGUUUUCAAGCAGCUCCAGGGCCAAAGUCUCUCGUUCAUGGUCACUUGCUACAGUACCGGAAAGACUACUGUGCACAACAAUGUGGCGCCCGCGAAUUGGCAGCUCGGCAGCACCUAUUCCGCCAAGCAAUUGUGAGAAGUUUUGAAAGAAGGGGCAAUUUUUCAAGAACCCUAAGUUUUCAUUUUUCGCGAUUUUAGGGUUUUUGGAAAGACAAUGUGGAUUUGCCCCUGGGAGCCAUCCUCCCUCUA
Messenger RNA from Selaginella moellendorffii, 980 nucleotides. Its product is annotated as expansin-A7. The coding region runs from base 55 to 867 and encodes 270 amino acids. NCBI's taxonomy places the organism in Eukaryota, Viridiplantae, Streptophyta, Lycopodiopsida, Selaginellales, Selaginellaceae. Gene Ontology annotation, cellular component: extracellular region. Gene Ontology annotation, biological process: plant-type cell wall organization. The transcript is spliced from 3 exons. The record is from RefSeq and is a predicted model, not a curated record.